Molecule: messenger RNA, 1103 nt
Organism: Moneuplotes crassus
Lineage: Eukaryota; Ciliophora; Spirotrichea; Euplotida; Euplotidae
Source: the annotation of a GenBank genome assembly
AUGCCCUCCAGUGACCAGGAUAUCGUUCAGUAUAGUCAUACUUUUGACCUGAGCUGUCUCAGAUGGGACAGACAAGCUUGGGUGGAUGAGAUGGCGAGGUAUGACUGAGUGAAGAGAGUGACUCAGUUGAAUUUGGAAGAGAGUCAAUGACAUUCUCUUGAGGAUUUGGAGCAGUACAGAGAUAUCACUCCUCCGUCGGUUAGAGAUACAUCAAGAAGGAAAGAACCAAAGUACCCUCUAAAAUACAAAGGACCUUUUUAUGAAGACUUCUUUAUUGAAUCCAAAGAGUUCGAGCUGAUUAGCGAUGCGAAAACUCUAGUUUACUGUCAGCCUUCAGUCUGCAAGAAUUUAAUCCUAAAAUACCCAGAUGUGAAAGAAUCAGCAAGUAUUAUUAAAGCACUAAAAGGACUUAAAAUGAACUAUUUCUGAUUAGAAAUGCAUUAUGAAAAGAGCACACAUUUGUUCUUACUUAAGCUACUUGAGUCUGGUGUCACAGAUUUGAUUCUCUCAAUCGUGAAGGAAGAUUUGAGUAAAAUCCCUCUUAAAGGAAAGGACCAGAUAAAGACCCUUCUGCUCUCCUCAGAGUCAAUCAAGACUCUCUCAAUCAGAGAAGAAUCAACUACUGAAUGCUUUAAGAAAGUCUCAAAAAUGUUCUCAAAAGAGCAGAAGCUAAAUCUCAAGAAAAGUGUGAUGUUCACGGAAGUCUUUGUUUAAUAAGUUUUACCCAUAAGCUUUCAGUCUAUAAUGUUUCUGUUAAAAUUUGGGGCUAGUCCUCAGUUUAAUAAGCUAGUUUAUAUUUUUAAACAGUAGUUGGUACUUAAGAGUGCUUAAAUAGAUUGAGUCUAUGAGCUUUGCCCAUUUUCUGUAGAUUCUGAAAAUAAUGAGAAAGAUGCUAAAUGUGAUAAAUUCUGGUAAAACAGUACAUGUAAAGGCCAGUAUGAGUUUUGAUUGGUAACUUGGUUAAUUACUUGUUAGAGAGGAGUUCUUGCUGUUGUAAAUACUGUUUAAACCUAAUUUUAUGCUAUUUGGUAAGCUGAUUAGAUAUCAGAUUGUGCACGAAAGUGUAAAUAUGAGAGAAUUUGAUAUUUUCUAAUGCCAUUUUU